Molecule: messenger RNA, 390 nt
Organism: Drosophila serrata
Lineage: Eukaryota; Metazoa; Arthropoda; Insecta; Diptera; Drosophilidae
Gene: COX8
Product: Cytochrome c oxidase subunit 8
Biological process (GO): mitochondrial electron transport, cytochrome c to oxygen
Cellular component (GO): respiratory chain complex IV; mitochondrion
Source: RefSeq, a predicted model, not a curated record
GUCCAUCUCAUCUACAACUAUUCAGCUUACGCCAUUGAUUUUCGACAGCAUAAUUUAGCAAAAAGGUGUUGUUAAAAUGUUCCAAAACAGUGCUGCUCGCCUAUUGGUGCCCGCUCUCCGUAGUGCCAUGCAGAGCCGUUGUCAGUCGGUCGUUUCCGGCCCACCCACGAAGCACGUCUCCACCGCCGAGAAAGUUAUCCUGGGCGGCGGCAUGUGCGCUGCGUCUCUGUUCAUCCCUGCAUGGGUGCUAUACCACAUUCGGGAUUAUAAGGGCGAGAAGUAAUCUAGCGCCAUCAGACACAUUUAGUUAAUACCCAUGUAAAGUAAAGAAUGUCAAAACAUGCUAGGCGUUUUCAAGAAACGGAAAUAAACAAAGUGGAUUGAACCUUA